Molecule: messenger RNA, 858 nt
Organism: Amoebophrya sp. A120
Lineage: Eukaryota; Dinophyceae; Syndiniales; Amoebophryaceae
Source: the annotation of a GenBank genome assembly
AUGUCCGUAGCUGCCGGUGCCGGUGCCGCAUAUCGUCGGCAGAGGAGGAGGAGGGGGAAGUUUACUUAUUCAGUUCGAGAAACCCUCGGAGAAGGCAUCCUCGUCCACUUGGAAUCUUCAUCACCACAAAAAAAAGAAAGCGAGUAUUUUUUUACUAUUUUUGCGAAAAAAAUCUGUAAAGAGGCCUAUAUCGAGUUUCUGUUUUUACCUGUACUUGUACUAGAUUUUAUCGUUUGCCGUUUGUUUUCGCAAAGGUCGACAAAAACCUCAAACCGCGAGGUGACACAAAAGACAAAAAAAAGAAACCCAAAGAAGCAUGGUGGAAUCCGUACCCGAGCAAGAGAAUAUCACUAAGAAUAAGACGCACAGAGAACAACCACAACAAUUAAUUCCCGAGAGAACAUUUUUUCUGAGCGUUAUCCCCAGUUUCACCUAAUUUUCAAGAAGUGCUUCGCUGCUUGCUACACGUCGCAGCGAUACCCUGCGAUGAGAAUAGAACAGUGCAGCUCCGCUGCAGCUCCUUCCACUGGCCGGGGAAAAGUAGAAAGCGCGAAAUUAAUUCGACGGAGCAGACGAGAAAGGCAAGGGAAGAAUCUUCUUACAACUCAUAGUUCAUAACUCUGGUUCCUCGACAAGCGACGCUUGGUUUGUUCGUUUUUUUUUUCCUUUUUGUAGCUUUCGAUUUUCCAGCACUUGUCUUCUCGUCACCAUCGUCAGCAAAGGUCAGCAGCGCGGUGUUUACUUACAUACAACUCCAGCUUCCUGCGUCGAUGUUAGAAAGUGAAACAGAAAAACUCUGAUGCUGUUUGUCGUUGGUGGUACUACAUGCCACGCAAUCUAGUCAAUGUCAAUAUCGUC